Messenger RNA from Staurois parvus, 252 nucleotides. Lineage: Eukaryota; Metazoa; Chordata; Amphibia; Anura; Ranidae. The record is from the annotation of a GenBank genome assembly.
UGUGAAGAGCGAAGGGUACGGGUAGGGUGGUACUUGGGAAUCAGGUUGUCCUCAUGCACACGGGACCAGGGGCUGACUGACAACUCAUGGGGCCCCCGGCAAUAGGGGAUCAUGGGGCCCCUGUGUCCUUGCCCAAACUCAAAAAAGCCUUAUGAAAAAGGUACCAGGGGCGUCUCAUGGGACCCCCUACUGACCCUGGGCCCUCGGGCAGUGCCUGAGUUUCCAAAUGGUCAGUCCGCCCCUGUGUGUAGC